UUCAAUUUUGUCACACAAAUUUAUCACAUUUCUAGUCUCCUCUAGGCUCUAGCAUGCUUUAAUUUACCCAAUUAUUCAAAAUUAUAUUCAAUUAUUUUUGUCAAUUGGGUAAAACAGAUGGAGUCCAAGAAUUUGUGGUUUAUUUGUUUUGCAAUAUUCUUGGUGAUAUUGUGGGGAGGAGUAAAUGGAGAUCCUCAAGUGCCUUGCUAUUUUGUCUUUGGAGACUCAUUGGUGGAUAAUGGGAAUAAUAACAACAUUGCUUCUUUGGCUAGAGCUAAUUACUUGCCUUAUGGUAUCGACUUUCCAGCUGGACCAACUGGGAGAUUUUCUAAUGGGAAAACUACAGUUGAUGUAAUUGCUGAGCAAUUGGGAUUUGAAGAUUAUCCACUCGCAUAUGCUCAAGCAAGCGGUGAGGAUAUAUUGAGAGGAGUAAAUUAUGCAUCAGCUGCUGCUGGUAUUAGAGAAGAAACUGGGCAGCAAUUGGGAGGCAGGAUUAGUUUUGGAGGGCAAGUAAGGAAUUAUCAGAGCACAGUAUCUCAAGUGGUACAAAUACUAGGGGAUGAAGACCAAGCUUCCAGUUAUCUGAGCAGGUGCAUUUACUCCAUUGGACUGGGUAGCAACGAUUACCUUAACAACUACUUCAUGCCAAUGUACUAUCAAACUAGCCGCCAGUAUAACCCUCAGCAGUACGCUGAUGUUCUUAUUCAAGAGUACUCUCAGCACAUUAGGUCACUUUACAAUUAUGGGGCGAGGAAAUUUGCAUUGAUAGGAAUAGGGCAGAUCGGAUGCAGCCCAAAUCAGUUGGCCCAAAGAAGCCCAGAUGGAGCAACAUGUGAUGAUACCGUCAACUCAGCUAAUCGGAUCUUCAAUUCCGGGCUUAGGUCUUUGGUCCAGCAGCUCAACAAUGAGUUAUCUGAUGCCCGAUUUGCUUACAUCAAUGUUUACGACAUGUUCCAAGACUUGAUUGAAAAUCCUUCUAAUUAUGGUUUCAGAGUGACAAAUGCUGGGUGUUGUGGAGUAGGAAGGAACAAUGGUCAAAUUACAUGUUUGCCCCUGCAAACACCAUGCCCAAACAGAGAUGAAUAUGUGUUUUGGGAUGCAUUCCAUCCAGGGGAGGCAGCCAACGUGAUAAUAGGGAGGAGGUCAUACAGUGCGCAAUCGUCAUCUGAUGCAUAUCCCUUCGACAUUCAAAGGCUAGCACAAAUUUAACGACUACUAAAAUAAAUUCAUGUAGAGAAGGCUACAUUUCUAUGUUGUUCAGAAGAGGGUACACGAUUUCGUAGUUACGUUGGUUCUUCAAAGAAAAUGAUUCUUUUUUUUGUCUGUAAGUUAUAAAGAUUAUAGACAUGUCUACUUAUUAAUAUUGUGGUUUAAUUUGUAUAAUACAAUUACAAAACUUACUGUUUAAAGUUGCUGGUUCAAAGUGGAACCUCUUCAUAUAUGAUUGAUGCGUUAAAUAUGUCUCUGAGAUCAAGUACUAGUAGUAACUUUGUAAUUUGGGAUUUUUGGCUAUUUCAAGUGCUAAUAUUUACUGGCUUUCUUUUGUUA
Messenger RNA from Beta vulgaris subsp. vulgaris (sugar beet), 1548 nucleotides. RefSeq names its product GDSL esterase/lipase At5g45670. The record is from RefSeq and is a predicted model, not a curated record. The coding region runs from base 118 to 1209 and encodes 363 amino acids. Gene Ontology annotation, molecular function: hydrolase activity, acting on ester bonds. Lineage: Eukaryota; Viridiplantae; Streptophyta; Magnoliopsida; Caryophyllales; Amaranthaceae. The transcript is spliced from 5 exons.